UGGGCAGUAUUCGUCAAACGCCAUGCUUCUCGGGGUGUUACGGGGAACAGCGAGAGCGCCAAUCGUUGACGCCUUUUCGCACCUCCGAGUGCAAGUUAACUAAUAUUAACUCGGUUUAUCUGUACAAUUAUCUAGCCACCGCAUAGUGAAAACAAUCUUGUCAGUCAGAAUCAAGCUCUCAAGAUGCCUCACCAAAAAUCAAAUAUGCAGCUUCAGAAUUUGACAAUUGUAAUCGACACAAUGACAAAUUCCUGGAAAGCAUGAUACAUCCACGAUUCAAUCGGUCGUAUUACGUCUCCGCACAGACCAUGCUACUGCCGCGUGUUUACAACUCUUUGAAGAAACGUCCAUGUCGCCCGCAGAACCGCACGCUACUGGAGGAUUGAUUUCUUUUGUUGGUAUUCCUCAUGUGUCCAUCGACGUAGGGAAUCUUAUUUUCGGCGAUUCUACGACAAGCUUACAGCGAUCAUUUAUUGUCAUCAAGAAUAUAGGCGAAGGCUCCUUUGGGUCAGUCUCCUUAUGUGACUGGCAUGGAGAAUUACCAUAUGAAGUGCCACCCUCUACGCCCAAUAUCAAUGGUGUCACGAGGCCAGAAUGGACAGGUAUGCGUUUGGUGGCCGUAAAGAAACUCAAGCGAAGAUUGCAACAUGGUUGGGACGAGUGCCAGUCCCUCAAGGAACUCAAGGCACUACAUGCAUUGACCCCCCAUCCCUGUGUCGUCCCUCUCUUUGAUGUCUUUCUCUCAAGUGAGACUUCGGAGCUGUACUUCGUUUUUGAAGCUAUGGAAUGCGACCUAUACCGAUUCACGAGAGCCCGCAAGGGGCGGCCAUUGGCUGCUGGUCUUCUGUCCUGCAUCUUUAAACAGAUAGCAGCUGGACUGCACCACAUUCACUCUUCGGGUUAUUUCCAUCGUGAUAUGAAACCUGAGAAUAUUCUCGUCGCUACCUCAGGGCUCUUACAGUCGCAACCAGAUGAACAGAAAGAUGUCGCUGUCAUCUGCAAGAUUGCAGAUUUUGAUUCUGCAAGGGAGAUAUCAAGCACUCCACCUUACACGGAGUAUGUCUCAGGUCGGUGGUAUCGUGCCCCUGAGGUGCUGCUCAAGCAGAGAGACUAUUCUACGCCGGUGGACAUGUGGGCCCUCGGGGCGAUCAUGGCCGAGCUGAUAAACUUGAGGCCUAUAUUUCCUGGCACUGGAGAAGUCGAUCAGAUACACCGAAUCAUCAAAGUACUCGGCGACCCUGCAGAUUACGCCGUGGACGAGCACGGAAGAUCUUACGGAGGUGGUCCAUGGCCCCUUGGCUUGGAAUUAGCAAAGCGUCUUGCCUUCAAAUUUCCUCAGACCGAACCGAGAAAUAUGUAUACGAUGUUCGACAAGAGAACAUCUCGCCAACUUGUCGACUGCAUCUCUAGUCUCCUCAAGUUUGACCCCAGCUUGCGCCUUACUAGCCAACAGUGUCUUGCGCAUGAGUAUCUCGGGGAAUGCCUGCCGGAAAAUCUUCCUUGCAUGGCUCCUGGACUAGACAUCCACUCUCCACAACCCGUCAAUAGCAAAUGAUUUACACAACGUCGGAGCCAACUGUUAGAAUGAAAUAGGCUUUGUAGUACACCGGAACAGUACAUUUGAUAGAGUUGUCUAAAUUUGUGUGCUGUCAAUACGCAGAAGGCGUUCAAUACAUUCCUU
Suillus discolor is the source of this 1681-nucleotide messenger RNA. RefSeq names its product kinase-like domain-containing protein. NCBI's taxonomy places the organism in Eukaryota, Fungi, Basidiomycota, Agaricomycetes, Boletales, Suillaceae. Gene Ontology annotation, cellular component: nucleus; cytoplasm. The record is from RefSeq and is a predicted model, not a curated record. The transcript has 6 exons. The coding region runs from base 350 to 1555 and encodes 401 amino acids. Gene Ontology annotation, biological process: protein phosphorylation; intracellular signal transduction. Gene Ontology annotation, molecular function: ATP binding; protein serine/threonine kinase activity.